This is a messenger RNA of Leptomonas pyrrhocoris, 5692 nucleotides long. RefSeq lists its product as hypothetical. The coding region runs from base 4634 to 5692 and encodes 352 amino acids. The transcript has a single exon. The record is from RefSeq and is a predicted model, not a curated record. Lineage: Eukaryota; Euglenozoa; Kinetoplastea; Trypanosomatida; Trypanosomatidae.
GCCACUAGCUAAAUAUUUCUCAUCUUCACCUCAUCCCCCCUUUUUGCCGGUCAACUUCGCCCUUCACGUUUAUUAUUAUUAAUAUUAUCAUUUGUUUCUUCUCUCGGGGGGCAAACCUUCUUACUCUUCACCCUCACCUCGAUUCCACAGCACUGAGCACAAACACACGGUAACAGGAACCCCCUCCCCUCAUCAACAACACAAGUGAGCACACAAGGAGGGCACAAUCGACACAUCAAACAAAGGUCAGUUUAUGAGAAUAUUUGCGCUGUGUGAUAAGACAAAGGACCUACGGUAGGAAGCAACAACGAGGUGCCCUCGCACCUUCGCAUCAUCGACGCAUUUGUUGCGGGUGAUCUUUACCUUGCUCCUUCGCAUGCGUGAGGCGCUCUCGUCCUCUUCCUUGUUAAGCAUUCCGUUGAAGGUGUAUUUCUCCUUUCUUCUUCCUCCGGCUUCACCUUUUUUAGAAGCUGCUAAACUCCGUUCUUAUUUUCCGUGGUUACCCUUCUUUCGUUUUCCUUCCUUCGAACACGCCGUAGAAGCCGUCUCCAACACGCCAGUGCUGGUUGAAACGCUUCUAUCAUCUUUUUUGUUCUGUCUUCUCUUUCUACCUCGUUUCUCACCGAUCCUGAGCGGGCUCACACAACGCUGUCCUUAAAAGAAAAUUAAUACGAGGAAACUAUUAAACAAGUACAAUAGUUUAUUACAGAGAAAGUGCCUAAAGCCCAGAGAGGAUACAAUACCAAAAAAAAAGAACUGAAUUUUUUAUAAAGGACGAAAUAAAAGAGGCACCUGAUCAGCUUGUCAAGGGUGGCGCGCACGGACGGUACCGAGCUACUCGCCUACGAAAAAUUCCAGUCGAGACCGCGACACUCCUCCACACACCUGUUCGCGAAGGAUUUUUUUUUUUUUCAUUCCUUUCUUUCUGCCAUCUUUUCUUACGAAAGGAAAGAAGAGCACCAUCCCGUUUUCCUUGCUGCAAAGGGAGGGAAAGGGAGAGAUUGUACGGCACACACGCAAACAACAAAAAACAAAUAUAAACAGAAAAAAUAACCGACAACCGAGAUUUGUUUUUGCCUCGGCUCUUCGAAAGGGAUAACAAUUCUCUUCUUUUCUUGUUCUUGGAGUUUAUCCUCUUUGGUUUUGUCCUUUUCACGCUCCUCUCGAGCCUUUUCAUUCGUGUGCACUCUACUUUUGUUUUUUUUUGUUUUCUCUCUAUAGGUUUCUCUCCCCCUUCGUACUGACAUCAUCAACGAUUCUCUUGGUUCUUGUUUGCUUUCUAUAUCUCUCUCUCUCCGUGUGUGAAGCUUUGUGACGCCGCUUUUGCUUCUGGUCUUUUUUUGGUCUCUCUUUCCGUAGCGUUUGGUAGAUCUGACUAGGAAGAGGCCCUCCCCCGAAAAAAAACAACAGGAAUCUGCCAGUUAAGACAUCCGUUUAUGGAAACCUGAAUUCAUUCCUUCGUGAUUCACUGUGCGGACGCGUUAUAUAAUCUAUCUGUUUGAUUUCUCUUUUCUGCUCUGUUGCUGACACAUCAAUUAAAAAUAGACCAACAACAACAAAAAAAAACCGAAACUGUGUGCGUUGCUUAAGUGCAUGGGGGAUAAAUAAAAGGAACGCAUCAGUAAACAAACAAACAACAAAAGACAAGUAUCUUCACUGAUAGCUUGUUUUUUUUUUUCUGUUCUGUUUUCUUCGUGCUCGUUGGUCUCUGUUUUCUUUCAUCUUGACAAUCGUGCUGGAGAGAGGACCUUCACAUUUAAAAAAACAACAACCGCAAAAACACCAAAAAAAGAAAAAGAAAAGAAAAGCAGAAGUGCCUUCUGCAUACACAAAGCGACAUCCCAUUGCCCGUACCCCCAAAACGUGUCGAGCCUCUCCAAUCGGUAGAGCCUUGAACAACAUUUUACUUCCUUUUUUUUCUUUUUUUGUAUGCACGUUACACUGUCCGAUUGAGAGAGCUUAACCCCCACCUUUUCGUUCUAUCUUACCGAUUUAUCAGUGGAAUAUAUAUUUGGCAUGUUUUUCUUGUCUUAUCUUUUCUUUCCUUUGCAUUGACGACUCAAGCUAUUUUCCUUUCUUCUUCUGUGUUUGUUGUGCUGGCGUAUUUCGACUUUCUUUCAACGGAGAAGAAUCUCAGCUGACAAAUAUACUCAAGUUUUUUUUUUCCGCGUUUGCUGUCGUCUGUCAGAAAGAACACAAAACCACUCACACACACCCUUAUCCGGACAACUCGUCUGCUGCCUGAUUAUCCUCUCACGAACGCCUUGAUUCUUGCGAUUGAGUCCUGCGUCUUCCCCCAUUUUUUCAAAUCCGACUCUCACCAACGCAAAAAUAAUUAAAAUAAAAAAAGAAGAAGCGAACGCCGUGCGCUUCCUUCCAUUUUUUUUAUCUUCCAAGAUCGCAAACUCGCUGGUCGCUGACAAAUCGAAAAGGGAAUACAACGAUCUCCUGCGUUUUUAAAGGCUGCUGAUUACGGUGAGGACAAGCACGAGGAGAGAGCCGAUAAGCAGAAGAGACUUCUAUCCGCUUUUAUAUUUCUGUUCUGUUGCGCAUCUUGUUGUAUAGUUACGCAACUGUUUGUUCGCCUCUUUAUCCAUAUUUCUUUCUGUGUGUGGCAUUUGUGGAAUAGUUAGUUAGUUAGUAAUUUAGUUAUAUAUAUAUAUAGAAAGAGCAGCGUGUUGAUUCAUCUCUCACUCCAAAGUGCUGCUUUGUACCUCUGUGCACGUCUUCAGCGCGUCUUUCUUUCUUUUUUUCAAACAGCAAACGCUUCUUUAUUGCUUGAUUACAAGUUUUUUUUGUUUUUGUUCUCCUCCUUUUUGUGUGUGCGUGAGUAUUUCGUCGCAGUCACCGAAAUUCGAGAUAGGCUUUAAUUGUACCCAAGAAGCAAACAGUAUUCCCGCACCAAAGUGGACUUUUUUUUAAAUAGCACGACCGCUUUCUAAACGUGAGACCACUGCCACCUGCCCGUUUUUCUUUUUCCUUUCUCUUCCUUUCUUUAUUCGUUUGCGUUCUUUUGUGUUUGCUGUUGAAGCGAGGGUUUCCAACCAGUCGCGAAGUUGUGUUUAUCUGAUUUGCGGCUGCCCCGCCGUUGCUGGUGUCUGAGUGAACUUUCUUUUUUCAGGUCCAAACUUCUGCUUUUCUCUUUUCCAUUUCUGUGUGUGUGUGUGGACACCUCUGAAGUCCCCCUUUUUUCUACUCAUUAGGAAGGUUUUUCUUUGUUUUACUGACGUGAAGUCAAGUUGGAAAAAAACCCGAAGGAAACAAUCACCCCUUGCUCACUACGAAGAUUUUCUUUGCGCAGCCCUCGCUGACUCGCCUUUUCUCUCAAGGCAUCGACCUGACAGACUUUUCUUUAUCCCUUUUUCCACUGUUUUUCUCUCUCAGAAUAAUAGCAAUAGAAAGGAAAAGCGCGUGCCAGUCGUCCAAAGGUACUGCCGCUUUUCCAGUUGCUUCUCGGAAACUGGAAAGAGAAGAAGAAAGAAAAAGAGAUACGCAACUCAUUUGAGUAGGGGCCAGCUCGCAUUGUAAACACCAACAAAAAGAGAAAGUACUGCAACUUCCUUUAGGAGAGGGUUUUGCUCACUACGGGGUGGGCGCCUAAAGGGUCCGAAGAGGGAAAUUGUGCUUGAGUAAAAGUGACCUGUGCCUUCUUGUUUUUCCUUUCAUUCCUCGGCUCGGUAUCAUAGCCACAUAUAUAUACUGCGACAUAAGAACGGGCCCGUGUGAGAAGAAAAUUUUAUUCUUCUCUAUUUCUUUACGAGUUCCUACCACGCGUAUAAAUAAUCCAUCAACGCGGAGUUACAUCACUUCAGACCUUUGGUAGCUGCUCUUCUUUAGACCUUUUCCAUCCUUUAGUUUCUUCGUGUACGAAUUGUGAGAACCACAUCCUGGUGCACAGCGUCCUCUUGGUUACCUUUGUGUGUUUUUAUUUUUCAGGUUCGCCUCAUUAUUUGAUAUAUCAAAGUCGUUUUUACCUUUGAAAAGAGCCACUACUAAUAAAAAACGUUUUCUUUUCCCUCUGUCGUUUCAUUCGAGCUGCAAAGCUGCCUUUCAGUUGCUGUUCUAAACGUUGGGGACGUACGACGGGCGUGUUUCACCGAGACGGUAAAGCACCGGUGGCCUUCUUGCGCAGUGUCUUUUUUUAAAACCUUUUUUAUUUAUUUGUUAAACUCACCUUCAAUCACGAGGGUGUAUUGCCGAAAAAAGAGUGAAAUCUGUGUUUUCUUCUUCUUUUUAAGGUGGCUUUUAUUUUGUCUCCUCGUUCGCCAUCUCUUAUAGAGACGCCUUGUUUCUUCUUUUCUCUUAUGUGAUUUCUGCACGAAGGGAGCGUGGGUGUGCAUCAUAGCGAGAUCUGUGGUCUUCUACGAAGGUGAAUACAAACCGCUUCUACUGUCUUCUUAUUCUUCUCUUCUUUUUUUUGUUCCUUCUCGAUUCUUUUCUUUUCUUGUCUCUUCUGUUUUGUUUUUUCCAGACUUUUCCUUUCUCUGUUUUCUUGCUAAUUAUAUUUUCAGAUAUCCUGAUCGCCCUAAACAGACAAACGGAAGCGACAGUUUUCUCUUCUGCCUGCUGAAUUCUAACCGUUUUAUUUGAGUAUAUAUAUUUUUUCUUCUGUGUGUCCUUUGACCAGUGUAAGAUGACCUCACCUAUCACUUCUGCUAUCACCCAGUCGACGAACAGCGAGGAAAGCGGAAACGCUUCUUGCGGCACGCACAUCACCCUGCCUUGUGAGCUCGACCCAACCACGCAAACAGCACCGUCGUCGGAGAUGGAAGACCAGCUCUCGUUGAACCCUUCGCUCGCCUCCUCGCACUCCACGACGGUCCCUGAAUGCAAUAGUACGCAAUGCAACACGCCUGUCAACGCGGCAGGAGUAAAGGCUGUCGCCACCGCCUUCCCGAAUCUCCAUCGUGUGACGUCGGUGGAGGGGUGCGGCCUACACGUGCCGGAGAUCUACAAACGCGCUGCCGCAGAUCAACAGGUGCGGGCGGCCAUCGCAGUCAACGUGAAGCACGUCUUUCACUCCCUCACCGGAUUCGACGUGGACGAGAUCUUCGAUCUCUUGUUCGUGGAGGAGACGUGGUUCUCGGCGGAGGUCGUCAUUCACGCUCUCUGCCUGGUCAACCGCAUCUCGCCUCGCUUCCCGUACUGGUGCGCGCACGCGAUUGAAUCGGACACCGACACCUCCAGCUACCACGACUCACCGAUCCGCGGCGGUUCUGCCGCCGCCGCCACGGUUGCCGUGUCGCACGUCUGCAGCAGCACCUCGAGCGACUUUGGCCACCCGGACAACACCGAUGUUCUCUCGGAGGCGUCUUUCGACCUUGCCAGUCGCUCGUUGGCGCGCAGCCGCAGCGGCAGCACGAACAGCCUUGGCGACGUCUUCACCCGCUCGAAUAGCCCGCGGUGCAUGACGGCGCUGCUGCUGCUGUCCAGCAAGUUUCACGGCGACAUCGUGUACAACACCGCUUCGCUGUCCAACGCGGUGAACAAGUUCCGCGACGAGCAGAUGAAGAGGAUGGUAGAUGCGCCCGCGUCGCUCUCGCCCGGGUUGCGCCGCAGGCCUCUCCUGCGCGUACUACCCGCCACGUUGGGCCAAUGCGAGAAGCGUCUCUUCCGCGAGCUGGGAUGCUCGGUGUUUGUGCACAAGGAAGAGUAUCAGCACUGCGCCGAUGUCGUGUUAAAGGGGAUGUGA